GGAGUGUGGCCGUUGAAGUCAUGCAGAAAACGCAAGAAAACUCUUUUAGCCAAAAUACCGCAACAUAUUUUUCUUAUACGCAUUCGUUUUUUCAUUCCCUUCACUGUUCUUCUCCGGCAAGCCUCUUCCGCUGCCCCAUGCCCGUUCCUUCUCUAUAAAUAUUACAUAUGAUCCUCCCCUAGCUUCAUCCUCAACUCCGGUUUUUUUAUAUUCCCGUUACAAUGGCAAAGCUCCCUCUUUUACUUUUCACUAUCAUCCUCAUUUCCGCGUCCUUCGCCGCCGGUGACAUUGGCGACGAGGAGCUCACGCUCCCCGAAGACGCGGGCUUCCCGGCGGCUACCGCUGAGAAGUUCAUCCGCGCGCUCAAUCUUCUUCCCAAUGAUCCUUCUCCACAGUCCUCCGCUGUUUCCGCCAAUGCCUGGCCGGGAUCGAUCACUGAGAGGCCGCUUCGCCUCUCCUCCAUCUCCGGCGAGGUCUCUGUCGAUGAGCUCGGGCAUCGUGCCGGCUACUACCGUCUUCCCCACACUCAUGACGCUAGGAUGUUCUACUUUUUCUUUGAAUCGAGGCAGAGCAAGAAGGAUCCCGUCGUUAUUUGGUUGACAGGAGGACCCGGUUGCAGCAGUGAAUUGGCUGUUUUCUAUGAGAAUGGACCAUUCAAUAUAGCCGACAACAUGUCAUUGGUGUGGAAUGAAUUUGGCUGGGAUAAGGCAUCAAAUCUUAUUUAUGUUGAUCAGCCUACUGGAACGGGUUUUAGCUACAGUUCAGACAGACGUGACAUUCGGCAUGAUGAGAAGGGUGUUAGUGAUGAUCUUUAUGAUUUCUUACAGGCAUUCUUCUCCCAUCACCCAGAGUUCGUGAAUAAUGAUUUUUACAUUACUGGGGAAUCUUAUGCUGGGCACUAUAUUCCUGCUUUUGCAAGCCGUGUUCAUCAAGGGAACAAAGCUAAAGAGGGCAUUCACAUCAACUUGAAGGGUUUUGCAAUUGGCAAUGGUCUUACUGAUCCAGCAAUCCAGUACAAAGCUUACUCCGAUUAUGCUUUGAAAAUGGGAAUAAUUAAAGAAUCUGACUAUAAAAGAAUCAAUAAAGUUUACCCAGCAUGUGAGCUGGCCAUUAAGCUUUGCGGUUCAUCUGGAAAAGCUGCGUGCUUGGCCUCAUAUUUGGUAUGCAACAGUAUUUUCAAUUCAAUUAUGGAAAUUGCUGGAAAUACCAAUUAUUACGACAUCAGAAAGGAAUGUGAAGGCAGUUUAUGUUAUGAUUUCUCAAACAUGGAGAAAUUUCUUAACCUGCAAUCUGUAAGAGAGCCUCUUGGAGUUGGUGACAUUGAAUUUGUGUCAUGCAGCCCUAAGGUACAUGAAGCUAUGCUCACAGAUUGGAUGAGAGAUUUGGAGGUGGGCAUCCCUGCUCUUCUUGAGGAUGGUAUCAAACUGCUUGUUUAUGCUGGGGAAUACGAUCUCAUUUGUAACUGGCUUGGGAACUCGAGAUGGGUUCAUGCCAUGGAAUGGUCUGGUCAGCAAGCCUUCGUCUCAUCAUCUGAGAAGCCAUUUAGCGUUAAUGGCAACAAGGCCGGAGAACUGAAAAGCCAUGGCCCUCUCACUUUCCUAAAGGUUCAUGACGCCGGGCACAUGGUUCCCAUGGAUCAGCCACUGGCUUCACUGGAAAUGCUGAGGAGAUGGAUGAACGGAAACAUUGCUGAUGCUGCACCAGAAUCUGAAGGCCUUGCUGUUGAUAUGUGAGAAAUACGUUAGAUUAUCUGUUCUUCAACUGACCAUACAUAUUAUAUGGUCUUUCAGUAAAUUUGAUGGAAUACUUUAUUCAUUUCGCUGCAUGCAUUGUUUGCUUGCAAGCUGGUCAACUUUAUUUUUUUUAAUAAUAGCUGUGUUAAUAUCAUGUAAAAAAAUAAGCACGCAAGAUAGUGUUGGUCCUCUUUAGAGGUUUAAAUGAGCCAAAGCUUUGGCGAGUUCAUUAUGUGCACAUGUUUAGCUCAUUUUAAAAUUCAAUUGUUCCAA
This is a messenger RNA of Dendrobium catenatum, 2006 nucleotides long. RefSeq names its product serine carboxypeptidase-like. Gene Ontology annotation, biological process: proteolysis. Bases 222 to 1733 code for a protein of 503 amino acids. NCBI's taxonomy places the organism in Eukaryota, Viridiplantae, Streptophyta, Magnoliopsida, Asparagales, Orchidaceae. Gene Ontology annotation, molecular function: serine-type carboxypeptidase activity. The record is from RefSeq and is a predicted model, not a curated record. The transcript has 9 exons. Gene Ontology annotation, cellular component: vacuole.